AUGCCUACCGGAUAUAUAAAUAAUAACGUAGCUAUAAAAUACCUCGAUUAUUUAAUUAAGUAUUCAAGAGCUGGGCUAGACAAAUCUUGGAAAAUCCUUCUCCUAGAUAGUUACGAAUCGCACGUCUAUAAACCAUUUCAAUUAAAGGCCGGGAAACACAAUAUUAAGCUAUUCUAG
This is a messenger RNA of Hyaloscypha bicolor E, 177 nucleotides long. RefSeq lists its product as uncharacterized. The record is from RefSeq and is a predicted model, not a curated record. Lineage: Eukaryota; Fungi; Ascomycota; Leotiomycetes; Helotiales; Hyaloscyphaceae. The coding region runs from base 1 to 177 and encodes 58 amino acids. The transcript has a single exon.